Messenger RNA from Dictyostelium discoideum AX4, 774 nucleotides. RefSeq names its product NAP family protein. The record is from RefSeq and is a predicted model, not a curated record. Gene Ontology annotation, cellular component: nucleus. Gene Ontology annotation, biological process: nucleosome assembly. Bases 1 to 774 code for a protein of 257 amino acids. Lineage: Eukaryota; Evosea; Eumycetozoa; Dictyosteliales; Dictyosteliaceae. The transcript has a single exon.
AUGAGUAAAUCAAAAGGAAAUAAUAAUAAUAAAAAAGUUGUUAAAGUUGAACAAGAAAAAACUGUUGAAAAUAAUAAUGCUUCCUCUACAACAACAACAACAGAUAUUCCACAAGAUAUUCAAGAUAAAUUAAAUGUAAUUAAUGAUAAAAUUAAAGUAAUUUUUGAAGAAAAUAAAAAGAAAAUGUUACAAGUUGAACAUAAAUUCAAUCAACAAUUAAAAUCUCAAUUUAAAAAGAGAUCAGAAUUAUUACAAAAGAGUAAAGAUUUUCAAGGAUUUUGGGGUACAAUUCUAUCAAAAGCAAUGAUUGAUAACUUUGCUGACAAUGAUCAAGCAGUAGUUGACUGUUUAACAAAUAUCGAAGUUGAAACUGACAUAAACCUUGAAAAAGAAGAAAUCAUCAAAAAAAUUGUAUUCUCUUUUAAAGAUAAUUCAAUCUUUAAGAAUAAACAAAUUACAAAAGAGAUUAUAACUGAUAAAGAUGGUAAUUCAACUUGUAAAAACACAAAAAUCGAUUACACAAAUUCAACUCCAAUCACUCUUAAAAAUAAUACCAACAAUAAAAAAAGAAAGCAAGUUGAUUUUGCUGAACAAAGUUUUAUUUUAACUUGGUUACAAUCUAAUGAUGCUGAUCUUGAUACUUUUGAAGAAUUUUCAAGAUUAUAUGAAGAUCCAUUUUCAAUCCUUUUAGAAGAAGAUCAUGAUGAUGAUGAUGAGGAUGACGAUGAAUUUGAUGGUGAAGAUGGUGAAGAAGAUGAAGAAGAUGAUGAAUAA